Molecule: messenger RNA, 2013 nt
Organism: Phytomonas sp. EM1
Lineage: Eukaryota; Euglenozoa; Kinetoplastea; Trypanosomatida; Trypanosomatidae
Source: the annotation of a GenBank genome assembly
AUGGAUGAUGCUAUUAGCGAGCAUAGUGCUCCAGGUGUCUUCAUCGAACAGAAAGUCUCUCGAAAGGAAAGAAAAAAGCAGGAAAAAGCUGCGAAGUACGCAGAGGAGCUUUGGCAAUGCAGUGAACGUGCUAAGAAUGUCAAUAAGGAGGGUGAUAAUCCUUUUUCGGUCACCUUUGAAGUUUCUCAAAGCGCAGAAGGUUCACGUAAUAUUACGUUCAACAAAGUCUCAGUUUCCGUCAACGGUAAGACACUCUUUAUGGACGCAACGGUGCACCUUUCGGCUGGCUCUCGCUAUGGACUAAUGGGCCCGAAUGGUCGAGGCAAAUCUACCAUCCUUCGGCUGCUGUCCACACGGGAGCUCCCUGUACAGUCCAACCUAGAUCUGCUUUUGGUGGAACAAGAACAAGAGUUCCACGCUACCGAGGUUAGUGCCGUACAAGCUGUCCUCAACAGCCACAAGAAGCAAGCGGAGUACAUGCAAGAGGCCAAAGAAUUGGGCCUUAAAGAAAAUCUCAAUCAACAAGAUAUGGAUCGGCUCAAUUUCUUGGAGGAAGAACUGGACAUCAUGGGCGCUGCCCAAGCCGACGCUAAGGCCCGUCGUAUCCUAUUUGGGCUGGGAUUUCCUACUGAAUGGCACGAGCGACCGACAAAGAGCUUUAGCGGUGGGUGGCGCAAAAGAAUUGCACUGGCUUCGGCGGUAUUUAUCGAACCGGACGUGUUGAUGCUAGAUGAACCCACGAAUCACUUAGAUUUAAAUGCAGUUAUCUGGCUUGAAUCUUACCUUGCGAUGGCGUACAAUGAAAACGCGAAACGACCAAAAAUUUUGGUUGUCGUAUCCCAUGAUGCAGGCUUCUUGGAUGAAGUGUGCACGCAUAUGGUGCAUGUUGAGAGCCACAAACUGAACUAUUAUAAAGGUGGAUUCCAUAGUUUUCAGCAGCAACUAACGCAACGUCAUCACGAAUUGGAUAAAAAGUUCGAAACCAUCUCCAAGACCAUAAAAGACAAAAAACGUAACGGGAUGUCGAAGGCUCAGAUAGAGGAGUGGCUUAAGGAGAAGGUUAACAAUGGCCAAUUGGAUCCACUCUUUCUAGAAAAGAGGCGCGACUACAUCGUGAGUUUCCCAUUCACCGUUCCGCCUGAGCUCCCAGAUGCGUGUGUGUGCAAGCUUGAUGAUGUAUCGUUCAACUACCCGGGUAGUCCUGUUCUUUUUGAAGGAGUUAACUGUGCGUUGUGGACCACCAGCCGCAUUACCCUCUGCGGGCCCAACGGUAUUGGUAAGAGUACAUUACUGAAUCUGAUGACGGGUCUUCUUAAACCUACACAGGGCACCAUCACCAUAAACCGUCAUGUGCGUAUCGCUCGGUAUAACCAACACUUUGUGGACAAACUGCCCCUCGAAAAAACGCCAGUGGAAUUCAUCCAGACCCUGGGCAUCUCUGCGGAGGACAAGGCGCGACGUCUGCUAGGAAGCUUUGGCCUGGAAGGGAUUGUUCAUUGCAAUCAAAUUGCCACUCUCAGCGGGGGUCAGAAGGCGCGCGUUGCAUUUGCCUCCAUUAGUGCUGAGGCCCCGCACUUUAUUUUGCUGGACGAACCAACCAACCAUCUGGAUGUCGAGUCUAUUGAAGCUCUGUGUGAAGCGAUUCGUGUUUUUAGGGGUGGUGUGCUUGUUGUCACUCACGAUGCACGCCUAAUUGAGUCGACGGAUAUGCAAUUGUGGGUGGCCGGGAACAAGACCGUUUCUCCGUUUAAUGGAGACUUGAACAGCUACAAAGAAUUGGUACGGUCCGAGUUUGAGAAAGAGGAAGCACAAAGACUAGAGGAGCAAAAGCAGGCACUCAAAGACAAGGAGUUGUCUAAACAACUGAAGCAGGCUGGCGUGAAGGAUGUCGCGGGGGCUAAAGAGACGCUUAUUGCAAAGGAACAGGAGGUAACACGGUCUGAAUUGGCUAAUUUUUUUAAAAAGAAGGAGAAGCAGAAGAAAUUAAAGACUACCAAAGGUGGACCUAAAUAA